Messenger RNA from Cuculus canorus (common cuckoo), 2162 nucleotides. Its product is annotated as surfeit locus protein 1. Gene Ontology annotation, cellular component: mitochondrion; membrane. Lineage: Eukaryota; Metazoa; Chordata; Aves; Cuculiformes; Cuculidae. The coding region runs from base 90 to 1016 and encodes 308 amino acids. The transcript has 9 exons. The record is from RefSeq and is a predicted model, not a curated record. Gene Ontology annotation, biological process: mitochondrial respiratory chain complex IV assembly.
CACAAACCAUAGAGAGGUGUGGCUAGAGGGGAACAGACGGGUCCGCCCGCAAACCAUAGAGAGGGGCAGCUAGAAGGGCCGGGGCUGCCAUGGGGCCCGGGAAGCUGCUGCGUGGGGGGCUGUGGCUGCUGCGGGAGCGGCGGGACCGGGUAUCGCAUUGUUUGAUCAGAAAAACAUUUUUUGGGUAUUCCCUGACUAAAGCAGGUUCUGGUCCAGUCCAGCAGACAAAAGUUUCUUGGAGGUUCUGCAGGCCACGAAGUUCUGCAGCAGCUGCUGACACAUCUGGAGAAGACACCUUACUCAAAUGGGGCCUUUUCCUGGUCCCUCUGACAACGUUCUGUCUCGGCACGUGGCAGGUUCAGCGACGAAAGUGGAAACUAGAUUUGAUUGCACAACUGGCAUCAAGAAUUACAUCAGAACCCAUCCCUCUGACUUUAGACCCAAUAGAAUUGAAGGAAUUGGAAUACAGACCAGUAAAGGUCCGAGGACGUUUCGACCACUCCAAGGAACUCUAUAUUUUGCCACGGUCACUUGUGGACCCUGAGCGAGAAGCCAGAGAAGCCGGUCGGCUGACAUCCCACCCGGAAAAUGGAGCAAAUGUCAUUACACCUUUCUACUGCACAGAUUUGGGGGUCACGAUUUUAGUCAACCGAGGAUUUGUGCCCAAAAAGAAACUGAAACCAGAGACCAGGCUGAAGGGACAGAUUGAAGAUGAAGUUGAGCUCACUGGGGUGGUGAGGUUAUCAGAAACCCGGAAACCUUUUGUUCCUGAAAAUAACAUUGAGAAAAACCGCUGGCACUACCGUGACCUGGAGGCUAUGGCAAAGGUGACCGGUGCUGAGCCAGUCUUCAUCGAUGCCGACUUCAGAAGCACCGUCCCUGGGGGGCCCAUUGGAGGCCAGACCAGAGUAAGCCUGAGGAAUGAGCACAUGCAGUACAUCAUCACCUGGUAUGGCUUGUGUGCUGCAACUUCAUUCCUGUGGUACAGAAAAUUCAUACAAAAAAUGCCUCUGUGAGGGGAAGGGCUCACAGCUUCACUUCUCUCCUGACAAGAGCAGACUGGGACAGGUAACACUCAUCAGUCCCAAGUACUUGAAGCACUGAGUUUCUGGGAAGCGUGAAGCGAACUUGUGCCACUACCAACCUGCAAAUGAGACUUUAAGCACCUGAUGCAGACUCCUGAGCUCAUGCCAGUGAUUUGGUUGCAGCUUGGAAGCACUGAACUGCCCUACUUGAAGCAGCAGCUGAGAUUUCUAGUGAAGCCGCUUUAUGCCUAAUCUCAAGGCUACAUUUUUUAUAUUGUUGUUGGUUGUAAAUAACGAAGUUUUAACUUCUCCACUGCUGUAUUUCCCAAAAGAUGGCAAAUUUUGUGAAUCAAGUUUCUUUGUACUGAGUACUCACUCCUGAAGUUGGGAGUGGUUCACAGGAGCUGCAGAGUAAAUAAAGAGGGCUUACAGGUGCUUGCCCUGUGACUGGCAUUGUGCAUCCCAACUGGGACAGAAGUGAACUCAAGGUUACUGCAGCUCCUCAAGCCCAGCUGGCUAUGGCAGCCUGUGCCUUUGCAAAACCAUCAGGGCUGGCAAAAAAAAGGAGCAGCUACUGCAGCUGGAGCCUCAUCAAGCCCAGCAGCCUCCACAAUGCCAAGCCAGCAGUCAGAACAGAAGAAAUGGAAGUGCUAGAUUCUUCUCGCAUGUCAGCCUGGCCUCACAAACCAUUCUGGCCCUGGAAGAGGCAUUACAGACCUCCCAGUGGAAGGUCCCUGUCUGGUUAGCCUGGUAAGGCAUUGUAACACCCCACUUAACCCAGACUGUAACUAAAUACUAAUGAAGAUGAUCCAGAGCAAUCACCAAGAGAUAGCCGCAUAAGCAGGCUAGGCCUAAAGCCAGAGCUAGCCCAGCCCGUUCAGCUGUAUGAUCACACAGCAUGAGACGGGACUGUGCUCAGAGAGGAACUGCAAUGCAAGACUAGUAAAGAGCAGCUGUUCCAGGUAAAGUCAUCACCUAUGAUUGUGCAGCUCCUGUGCAGCACCAUUCAAUCAUUUGAUGUAAGGCAAUGCCAACGUGCUACCACCUGGAGCACUCCCAUUGAGAAGACCACGGAAACUGGAUCUGGGGUUUAUUCUUUUUUUAUGUACACAAAACAUGGUAGCGAUCCACUACAUC